This is a messenger RNA of Cyphellophora europaea CBS 101466, 1908 nucleotides long. RefSeq lists its product as uncharacterized. Bases 1 to 1908 code for a protein of 635 amino acids. Lineage: Eukaryota; Fungi; Ascomycota; Eurotiomycetes; Chaetothyriales; Cyphellophoraceae. The transcript is spliced from 2 exons. The record is from RefSeq and is a predicted model, not a curated record.
AUGGCUUCUUCGGCUUGCAAAGCUCUGCUGAGCGUUGUGGCAUUCCUGCCUCUCGCACUUGCGAGCAUCACUUCUAACGGCUUCUCGGUGACGCUUGGCGACGUGCACUAUUUCGUGUCCCCAUACGUUGCUGGAAAUAUUUCGGUAGCAGCAGAGAGCCUCUCAUCGGUCGAGUCAGUGCAUGGCUUCUACCCUGUCACGGUCAUUCAGCAAGGAGUCAGUGCUGAAGAGAUUCCGACAGUCUUGUCGAACUUCAGCCAAAUAGACGACGUCUACUCCGAAGCAUUCUCCGAGACGGUGUUGUUCCCUGAAGCAGAAACGUCUCAGGUAAAUGAAUACAACUGCCUCUCUCUAGAUGAUGCGAGUGUCCCAUCUGGACCAUACUUUUUGGAAGCCUCGACCGGAAAUCUCUAUCAGACGUAUCGCCUGUACUCUGACUGGGCAGGUGCCUUCAUCAGCUCGCUGCUUCAGGAUCCCGAAGGCUCCUUUCAGCCCCUCUCCGCUCAGAUACCAGGCGCCAAUGCUCUAACCAUUGGUGUGCCGUCCAGGCUUUACUAUACCAGAACUCCAGAGAAACCAUUGGCAGGUGUCCGCAUCGGUGUCAAGGACAUUUUCGACCUUAAAGGAGUCAAGACCAGCUGCGGUAACAGAGCAUACUACAGCUUGUACCCUCCGGCGGAUGCAACUGCUCUUUCCAUGCAACGACUCAUUGAUGCGGGAGCGAUCAUGGUAGGCAAGCAGUUGACAAGUCAGUUCGCUAAUGGAGAAUCGGCUACCGCGGACUGGGUGGACUAUCACUCGCCCUUCAAUCCCAGAGGCGAUGGAUACCAGCAGACCUCGUCCUCGUCAGCCGGUGCCGGGUCUUCCAUGGGCAGCUAUUCGUGGCUAGACAUCGCCAUAGGUUCUGACACCGGAGGAUCGAUUCGCGGACCAAGUGGAGCGCAAGGACUCUUCGGCAACCGGCCAUCUCAUGGUCUGGUCGAUCUGUCCACAAAUGUCAUGCCCCUUGCAACCGCUCUCGACACAGUCGGGUUUCUGAUGAGAGACCCGUAUCUGUGGGACGUGGCACAGUCGGUCAUGUAUGCUGAAAACUACAAACAGUCCAGCACAACAAGCUACCCGAAAAAAAUCCAGGUUGUGGCUGGCUAUCCGACCAAUGAGUCCGAGAGUACAUCGGCUGAGCUCCUGGUGGGCUUCUUGGACAGCCUUGCAGAGGUUACGGGGGCUGCCAUUGAAGACUUCAAUAUUACAGAGGCCUGGGCCGACAGUCAUCCCGCCGAUACACCGGAGAGCCUCAGGGACUUUGCCAACCUGACAUAUGCGAUCAUCGUUGCGAAAGAUCAGACAAAUUUGGUGCGAGAUCGCUUCUAUGCCGACUAUGCGGCCGUCCACGACGGGCGAACGCCCCACGUGAAUCCAUCGCCGCUGACCCGUUGGAUAUGGGCUGAUACACAGGACGAUAGCCAGAUGGAAGAAGCUCUUGCCAACAAGACCCUUUUCAUGGACUGGUUCAACAGCGCGAUCAUGCCCGCUACCGGCGACGAUGCGUGCUCCGAGUCACUCAUGAUCUACGUUGGAAGCCAGGGCGGUGAUGGCAACCUAACACCUCGUGACACGUAUGGGAGUGCGCCUGGUGUACCUUUCGGCUUCAGCACUGGCCGCAUCUCAGUCUUUGCCGAAAUUCCCGAUUUCGUCUAUCCCUUGGGCGAGAGUACCUUCUUUUCCAACGCAUCGAAUCAUAUUGAGUCCUUGCCAGUGGCAGUCAAUAUCAUGGCUGCGAAAGGGUGCGAUGGCAUGCUGACCAAGCUAGCACUUGACUUGGUCGAGGCAGGAAUCGUCCCGAUUCCAGAGGCAGGCCAGACAUUAUCCGGUGGAGACGUGCUUCUGAGAAGAGCCGCUGAUAAUUGA